CAAUGUGAUGAUCAGCUGCUCUAGUAUGGAAUCAAUGUGAUGAUCAGUUGCUUUAGUAGAAAGAAUCGAAUUGUUUCAUCUGGGUUUUUUGUACAGUGUGGCUAGUAAUUUGGACAGGAACUAUAGGUUUGUAGUUGGUGCUUGUAAUUACACAGGAAUUAUAAGGUUUGUAGUUGGUAUUCAGAUCGAUGGAUUUUACUCAAUAUCUUACUUAUACCAUGUUCUUGUAGAAUUGAAGGGUUGUGGAUGCCUGUGCUUCUAGACCAUAGACAAUUUCUAUUUGCGAUAGUGAAUGAGGAAGAACGAAUUUGAGUUUGAUAAUUUGGAAAGCUCCUUGGUACUUGCCAUUCUGAGGAAUCCGGCACGAAGAUCUUGUCCUUGAAUGGACGCCGGAGGAUUCAAAUCGAGAAAAAGGACGCCAGAGGGGAGCCGGCGGUUGGGAAGAGAACCGGAGGAGAGAGAGAGAGAUGGGACACGGUAAUUUGAGAGAGAGAGAAGGGAGAACAUACGAAAAAAUAUGUUUUGUGGUAAGGUAGGAGACAUCUUGGCCAUUGAUUUAGAAUGAACGGCCAGGAUCUUUUUAUUAAGAAAUAUUAGCAGAGGUUUAUGAGGAGAGAUCCGAGUCCCCGAACGAAUUUUCUCUCCCUCUCUUCAGCUUCAUCUCCGGUUCCCCAAACAUCAAUAGAGACUACUUCAUCUCUUGGAGGUCGAUCCCCUGCAAUUCUUCUUGCAAGUUGAAAACGAAGGAUGCUGUAGUGUUCACUCCACAUCAACGCAAAAGCUUACACUGUCACCAUGGAAAAUCAAGUGGAUGAAUUCCGUGCUAAUUCUAAUGAUACUGAAGAAGCUAUCGAUCAUGUAAACAUAGGGUCUGAUUCUGAGGAUGUUCAUAUUGCGGAGGAUACUGAGCAAACAGGAGGAGACACCAACAUGACCAAAAGACCGGUGGUAUUAUAUGGGGAGCCUGAAGUAGGUAUGACUUUUGAUAAUGAUGAAGAUGUAUAUCAUUUUUAUUGUUCAUACGCUAGGAGUGUUGGAUUUAAAGUGAGAAAGCUUAGACAAAAUCAAAACAAACACGGUGAAAUAUGGAAAAGAGAGUACUGUUGCUCUUGCCAAGGUUUCUACACUAAAAAGAGAAGUCCACAGAAAAAAAGAGAAGAAAGAAGAUUUGGGUGCAAGGCAAUGCUUGAGAUUAGACUUAACCAAAGUAAAAAGUAUGUUGUUACUAAAUUUGAAGCUGAACAUACUCAUUCUCUUGCUCCUGCAUCAAGUACACAUGUUUUGUAUAAUCGGGACUCCUCUCCCAUGGCUCAGUUUGGCGAGUUAUGUCAAAUAGCACAUAGAAUCACAUCAGAGGGUGCAAAGAACAGGCAUUCAUACACUUUUGUGAAGUCUGAAUUGUUAAAGUUGGAGGAAAGAUUAAAAGCUCUUCAGCAUACUGGACAUGAACAUGCCGUAAGAAAUGGCGAUACAGGUUCUGGUAAUCGUACGAAUGAAGAUGGUGUGCAUCUGAAGUUGCAGGAACCAGAAACUCAGAAGUCUAAAGGCCGGGGGAAGGGUAAAAUGAAGAAUGCUCUAAAAUCUAAGGACUCCAAAAACGAAGUUUCAUCUGAAAGAAAAGAUUCUCAGGAACCUAAUACAAACGCUCAUGAGAUGACUGGCCCAUCAAAUUUAUCGGAAAAUGUUCAGGGAUCAACUGGAGUAGGAAAAGAGAAGGAGUUGAUCAGAUCAUCCUUAUGUCUAGGCGGACAGUUUCCAGGUGGGUUUCCAACUGUUUCUGGGGGACAAGCCUUGCCUUAUCAUCACCUACCUGGCCACCAAUUUAUACUUCCAAGGAUACCCAAUCCCUCAUUUAUGUAUUCACAGGAAAUUCAAUCAAGUUUAUCAAGACCUCAAGGACCAGCACGUCAACUGAGUUCCUCAAGCCCAUCAACAUCUUAGGUCAUGUUUUUGCUGACUGAGGAAUAGUUGCAAGGCCAUAAUCUGUUAGUGUCCACUUUCAGGACUAGGGACAUAUCGCAACCGAAAUCAAGAGAUGGAGUUUCAUGUAAGAAACCCCUUUGAAAUCAAGGCCUAGAAAUCACUACUCUACAUUCUGACAAUCAGCUAUACAAGGCCUCAGCAACAAAUGUUUUCAUAUUUUUCUUAUAGAUGGAAUUUACAUGUGAACAUGUCACCUAUCUAUUAUAACAAAUCAUGAAUUACUUAUUAGCCCC
Molecule: messenger RNA, 2216 nt
Organism: Fragaria vesca subsp. vesca
Lineage: Eukaryota; Viridiplantae; Streptophyta; Magnoliopsida; Rosales; Rosaceae
Exons: 5
Coding region: 796-1941 (381 amino acids)
Source: RefSeq, a predicted model, not a curated record